Pteronotus mesoamericanus is the source of this 357-nucleotide messenger RNA. Its product is annotated as 60S ribosomal protein L36-like. NCBI's taxonomy places the organism in Eukaryota, Metazoa, Chordata, Mammalia, Chiroptera, Mormoopidae. Gene Ontology annotation, molecular function: structural constituent of ribosome. The record is from RefSeq and is a predicted model, not a curated record. The coding region runs from base 1 to 357 and encodes 118 amino acids. Gene Ontology annotation, biological process: cytoplasmic translation. Gene Ontology annotation, cellular component: cytosolic large ribosomal subunit; ribosome. The transcript is spliced from 2 exons.
AUGCCGGCUGAGAACCUCACACGGCACCGGCAGGCAGCCAGGGCCCUCCGCUACCCCACGGCCGUGGGCCUCAACAAAGGCCACAAAGUGACAAAGAACGUGAGCAAGCCAAGGCACAGCGGCCGCCGCGGGCGCCUCACCCAGCACACCAAGUUCGUGCGGGACCUGAUCCGAGAGGUGUGUGGCUUUGCCCGCUAUGAACAGCGCGCCAUGGAGCUGCUCGAAGUCUGUAAGGACAAGAGAGCCCUGAAAUUCAUCAAGAAAAGGGUGGGGACACACAUCCGUGCCAAGAGGAAGAGAGAGGAGCUGAGCAAUGUCCUUGCAGCCAUGAGGAAGGCAGCAGCCAAGGAGGACUGA